CUGUAAAGGACGAUGUGCCUAUUCGAAAUUCUGUAAUCCAGUCAACAUUUCGCACGGUGGAAAACCAAAUCGUUUGAAAAAUGUAGUGAUUUACAAACCAAGAAGUUAAAAAGGGUUGUCACAAGAGUCCAAUAGGUGUUUUAACUGAAGUGUGUCCAAAUUAAAGUACCUCACUUUGAAGGCAAUGGCAGACGGUUCUCCAUCACCUAAAAAGGUUCAUCCUGACAAUCCAGACCUAGAAAGUCUAAGCAAGGCUGACCUGAUAGUUAGGUUAAAGGAACAAGAGCAGUAUAUAAAACAGUUGGAAAGUAAAAAACCCAAACUUGACAAAGGUGAUGAUGAUGUGGACUGGACUGAGCGAUUGAAGCAGCAUCAACGAGACGCUGCCCGCCGGGAAAACACACUCGUACACCGACUGACCACAAAAGAGCAGGAACUCCAGGACAUGCUAACGCAGAUUGCAGAGAUUAAGCAAGCAGAGGGCACAACUCAACUGAAGUCUAUGCUUCUAGACCCAGCAGUCAACAUUGUGUUUCAGAAAAUGACGAAAGAAAUGGAUGAUGCACAAGAAAAACUGAAACAAACCCAAAACGAACUAAGUGCAUGGAAGUUCACCCCUGACAGGUGCAUAUCUCCCUUCCCUGCUACGGUAACUUUUGUAACUUAGACUGCUCGAGAAUUGCGAAGCUCGUGGGCGACACAGUGCCUGGAGCUCAGGGAAGGCGGCGUGAGGCGUCCCAGUGAUCCACUGGACGCAAGUUGACUCUCAAUAUGAGACUCACUGUCACGUCACUGUUCUCAUCAAGGGGCAUGAUGACGCUAGGGAUAACCGUGUGAAAAUAUUUUUUAUUUUGUUGGCAGAAAAGUAACAUUCAGAACAUUUCUAAACAUAUCUUUUGUGAGAGCAGGACGGUGACUGGUUGAUGUUGUGACUUGUUUUAAUUCUUUUAUCUUCCCUACUUUUAAAUUUAACCAAAUCUUGUUCGGAUGACAAUGAUCACAUUUGUACAUGAAAACAUGACACUUAAAAUCAGAACUUUGAAGACAUUCAUUUAUGUCCUUGCUUUUGAUGCAAAGAUUAAUAGCAGAAAUGACACUAUUCCAACAUAUAAUGGAGAAAGACCAAUUUUGACAAAAUGGUAUUGAUGUGUAGCUACAAAAAUAACAUGGAAACGGGUAAAUACAUUUUGUUUUUUAAGUUUUUAACUUAAAAUAUUUUGUUUUACAACUUGUUUUGAUUGUUAGAAAGAUCAUGCAUUUAAAAACUAAGAAAUGCACGUCAAAUAUUUGUAAUCCAGGGCCUUCAAUCUGCACACUUAGGGGCAAACUUUGAUGCCAUUCCCCUCUUCAGAAAUGUUAUCUUAUUCCCCCACGAGAGUUGAAACUUCCUUCUAAAUGUCCUGAAAUAUGAUAAUCAUAAUUUAAGACCUAUCUUUACAUAUUAUGAUAAACAGAUACAUGUGUGUAAAAAAGAGUGGAAUUUUUUAAAUAAAGUUUGUCUUAUUAUUGAUUUUAGUCAAAUAUUUCCCAUAUUGCUCAGAAUUGACUGUCUCUUUCCCCAAAAUGUAGAGUGGAGGCUCUGUAAUUAGAAUUUAUAUCUUCACAUAGUUUUCCAGCAUUUUCCUCUGGUACAAAUAAAAAAAUCUUUAAAA
This is a messenger RNA of Mya arenaria, 1652 nucleotides long. RefSeq names its product pre-mRNA-splicing regulator WTAP-like. The record is from RefSeq and is a predicted model, not a curated record. The transcript is spliced from 6 exons. The coding region runs from base 185 to 667 and encodes 160 amino acids. Gene Ontology annotation, cellular component: nucleus. Gene Ontology annotation, biological process: regulation of alternative mRNA splicing, via spliceosome. Lineage: Eukaryota; Metazoa; Mollusca; Bivalvia; Myida; Myidae.